This is a messenger RNA of Cantharellus anzutake, 1198 nucleotides long. RefSeq names its product cytochrome P450. The record is from RefSeq and is a predicted model, not a curated record. Lineage: Eukaryota; Fungi; Basidiomycota; Agaricomycetes; Cantharellales; Hydnaceae. Bases 182 to 910 code for a protein of 242 amino acids. The transcript is spliced from 9 exons. Gene Ontology annotation, molecular function: monooxygenase activity; oxidoreductase activity, acting on paired donors, with incorporation or reduction of molecular oxygen; heme binding.
GGUUAAACAUACGAAGGGCAGGAAAGCCAUCCACAAAGCCGGGUCCAUCGUGCAUCGUAUUUCGAGGGAAAUAGUUGACCAAAAGCGUAGCGCCGUAUUAGCACACGAUACACAGAGUGAAAUUGGUGAUGAGAAGCAUGCUGUGGGAAAGGAUCUUCUCAGCAUUCUCGUGACAGCAAACAUGGCGGAUAACCUCAAACCUUCUCAGAGGCUCACUGAGGAUGAAGUUAUGGCCCAAAUAUCCACUUUCUUGUUCGCUGGAAAUGAUACAACAGCCACCGGGAUAUCUUGGGUGAUGUAUGCACUCUGCAAAAACAGCAGCAUUCAAGACAAGUUGAGGGCCGAAAUCAGGGCCGUUCCGAACGAGCAUCCAACCUAUGAAGCGCUCAGCUCCCUUCCAUAUCUUGAUGCAGUGAUCCGGGAAACGUUGAGAUUCCAACCUCCUAUUUCGGGCACAAGUCGUAUUGCAGCGAAAGAUUGUAUCGUGCCAUUGUCUACGCCUAUAACCAGACCUGAUGGCUCUACAUUGCCCCAGUUGCGAAUUGCAGCAGGAACCCAUAUCUUUAUUCCUAUACAGACGACACUCAACGAUCCAGACGUUUGGGGUCCUGAUGCCAAUGAGUUUAAGCCGGAACGCUGGUUAUCGCCUAACGGGGUUCCAGAUGGUGCAAUGGAGAUACCAUCCAUUAAGUUCCUUCCCUUCCUUGCAGGUCCCAGGGCAUGCAUUGGAUUCAGAUUCUCCAUUACUGAGAUGAAGAUAGUCAUAUUCAGCCUGAUACGGGUGAUGUCCUUCGAACUUGCCGUCGAUCCGGACGACAUCGAGCCGAAGGCAAGGGUUGUGACCCGGCCCCGAGUUAAAUCCAGGCCAGAAGAGGGAUUCCAGUUGCCUGUCCUUGUGCGGGCCUUGUAAAUGAAGUCGUACGUCAACCAGAUGUAUCAAAUAAUCUCGACACCUUAGAGUAAUGUGCAACCAUGCCAAGAUCUAAUUGUUCAGAUUUUAGCCAUGUUUCCAAAAUUUAUACAUUGAAGUGCGGCGACGUGCGGACGCUACCCGUGUUUCCGGGGUUACAGUUUGCAAAUGUAGUUUGCCUCAAAGGAAUGAGAUCGGGAGCUGCGGGAGCUGAACAGAGAAACCGUGAUCAACGCACCGCUGUAGACCACUACAUCAAUUGUUGAGCGAUGCCAAGCAAUAUGAUGC